UUCUUGCGCGCUUGCGGAAUCCGCCUCUCUCGAUGUUUCUUCCCCGGCUCUGGCCUCCGUUGGUGAAGUUGCUCUUUCGGGCGAUGAAAUGACCUCGGAACACCAGCCACGACAGGAGUCUGUUUCCCCGAAAUCGCAACUACGAGAUCUAGCCGACCUCUCCACUACAACGGCUGAUGAUUCCUUCACUGCGGAAGCGGAUGGUUCGUCUAUAGGUGAUCACGAAGUUACGAAGAACCAGGAAACCAGCAUUUCCGAAACAGCACCCUCGGAAAAUCCAUCGAUUGCCAUUCAGACCCCGCUUCCCCGGAGUCCGAUCAGUCCACAUUUGACGUCCGAGGCGAGGAUUGCGGCGCUUGUGUCUCCAGUUGUGGGGGGCGAAAUGGAUCAGGUGUCCCGACCGUCUUCACGAUCGCCCGCAUCAGCGGACGUAGAAGCUCUGCAACAGCGACUCAAACUGGUCGAGCAACGUUUCGCAGAUGUAUCAACCUCGUUCAAGCGUUUACAGGCUGAGAAAAGGGCUGUGGACGGCAUACUCCGCGAAUUGACGCCCAUCGAAGGGAUGCAAGAUCAGGUGGCCCUUCGAGAUUACCUUCAGAAUAUGAAUCAGAAACUCGAGAUAUCACAGGACGAAAUCAUGAGAUUGAAUGGAAAGCUCACACGGCAGGAAGAGCGUUUGGAAGAACUGAGAGAUACCCAUCGACUCGAAUCCGCUUCCUUCACAGAGGAGGCUGACAACCUUCGUCAGCAACUCGAGGCCGCCAAGAACGCGCUACAAGCAGCGGAAUCUGUGAAGGCUAAGUCGGACGAAGAAGCAGCAAAGCAUAGAGCAGAAAUUGAACGAUUGAAGAAUGAGAACGAGAAGGCGUCUACCAUGGCCAAGGACGAGGAAGAGAAACGCGUUAAGGCCAUUGCGCUCCUCAAGACCGUUCGUCAGAAGCUCGUUAAAACGGAGAAGGACAGGGAUGACGCAAUAAAGGAUGCUAACGCAACGAAGGGAAAGGAUAAGGAAGAGCUCGCAAGGCUUCAUCAUGAAAUUGAGAAGGUCAACGCAGAAAGGGAGCAAGCGAUUACCGGAAUGCGUGCGCAUUUUGAUCGUGAACUUGCGGGUCUCAAAGAGCGCCAGGCGAAAGAUAUCGCUGCUCUGCGCGGUCAGUUCGAACUGGAGGCAAUCAGCACCAAGGCUGCGCAUGCCAAGGAGCUUGCCGCUCGUGACUCCAAGAUUGCCGUUUUGGAAAAUUCUGUUCGCAAUCUCACGAACGAGAAGAACAAAUAUUUCGACCUCUUGCAAGUGCGACAGGGCGAAUAUGAAUCAGCAGAAUCGCAUUCGCAGUCCCUGGAGGCGCAAACUACCGAGUUGCAAUAUCAGUUGCGCGAAGCGAACGAGCGUAUUUGCUUGCUCACGGAAGAGUUAUUAGAAGCCAGACGCGAACAGGAUCAUGGCCGACGCAAACCGUCAGUUUCCGCGGAGGAAGUUACGUUAAACCUGCAAGCGACCGAAGCACGAUAUGAGAAUAUGUUGAGGGAAGUCAGGAAGCAGAUUGAGGCGUUGGAGGCUGAGCGCGCUGAUGCCGAGGCAAUGUGGGCUAGAAGGUUGGAAGAGAAAGCCAAGGAGGUGGAGAACUUAAGGGAACUGGUGGAUACGAACCGGGAGUCAAGCGGGAUAAAGGAGCAAUCGAUGAAGGAGUCUCAGCAACAAGUAGACCGUCUGAAAGAAGAGCUGCGGUUGGUUAGGUUAGAUGUGCAGAAAAUGCAGCGAGAGGUCGACGCCGCAAGGGAAGCCCAGACCGGCGCUCAAGAAGAAUCGAAAGAGCUCGGUAGCAAGCUCGCCGCUCUCGAGAAACUGAUCGAGGAGGUGAAGCUGCGAGAGACACAACUUAAGGCCGCCAACAAGGCUCUCCGAGGAGAACUGCACAAAGUACAGACUUCCGCGGCACUGCUCGAGCGUCAACGAAACCCUGGUGUCGGCUAUUGGAGCGCCUCGAGACAAGAUUUGCCUGACAAUGUUGAGAUGGAUUCACGGAUCUCGGUCUCGUCUACCUCGGAUGUGAGCAGAAACAGCACGCCUCGUAUAGGAUCACCCACUCCAACUUCCGGGUCUGAAGAGGAAAUCAAUCUCGAGUACCUACGCAAUGUGAUUCUGCAAUUUUUAGAGCACAAGGAGAUGAGGCCCAACCUCGUACGUGUGCUUGCUGCGAUCUUGAGAUUCACACCACAAGAAACACGUAGGCUAGUUGCAAAGGUCUAAGAGCCGUCGUUUGUACCCCAGGACAAACAGCUGUGAAUAGUACCUUACAGACCCUACAAUAAUGUACACAUGGGCGACGGUCCAUGGCCGGAUUGUGGACGCCGGAAACGGAAUGUACAUAUUACACUGCAGCGUCGGCUUUCGUCCCAUACAUCUUGACCAGUCCGGCACUCGCGCCACCUUCCAAGGUCUUCGCGUAUGCAUCCACCUGGCCGAUGAGCAGCAUACUUUCCAGCCGGCUUGGCUCAGGCGGGACUUUGACGAGCCGUUGCACGUCAGCCUCUGGGAGGGGCUGGAGACCUUGGGCCUGGCGCACGGCGUUUUCGUCUCUCCGUUUUUGCAGAAGGCCUUCCGCCUUCGCCUUUUCCCUGGCAAUCUGGCGGGAGAGGUAUGCGAGGUUAUUCUCUUCGGUUUUGUAGGCAUCGAGCGCAUCGAUCAAUCUCGAAAGCGGUUGCCUGAUCGUCGUCGAAUCAAGAGACAAGACUUGAUAGGAUGAUGGUACGGCUGCUGGCUCCAGGUUGGCUACUGGACCGGUCGACGAUGUUGACGUGGGCUGAGAUAGACGCGAAAUGAACGAGGAUAGGAGAGCAUUGGUACGGAUCUUCAGUGGUAUCUCUUGCAAGAUGGAAGAGAAAGUGAGGCGGUGGUUCGCGAGGCUCGCUGAGCUGAAGUUCUUACGCUUGUGUGCGUCUAUGAAAGCUUUGCUCAGUUUGAAGGCCUUGAAGGAUGCGUUCCCUUUGGUGCUUUGCGUAAUAUCAUGAACGAUUACCACACCUCCAUGGCGAAGUUUCUCCUGAUAGAUGGCUUGUGUCUCCAUCAAAGUCUGGGUAUAGAAAGCACCCAUCGUGGUAGCCUGGUAAAAACCAACUACGCUAUCAUCCGCUUGCACUUCCUUAAGUGACCUCAGCAUAGAUCCCUGGUAGCGCGCAAUCGCCUUAGAAGACUUGUCAUCUUCCUCUGAGGACGUAUGCUGCGUGGGCAAAGGAAAGGAGUUGGAAACUUCUAAAACGCCGUCCAGAUCGAGGCCAAGCAAGAGUCCCGUAGCGGAUCUUGCCUCACUCGCGUGCUUGAUGAUUUUCGAAACCACUAAGCCAUCCAGUUGCGCAUAGCUGAUGGGUAUCUCAGCCUCAGGAUCAACGGCCUUCGACAUUGAAGCAGGGAUUUGUUCGAGAACGGGGGCAGCUGGGGCGGGCGCUUGGGGCGCAGCGGGCAGUGACGCCGCUACAGCUGCUGCCAUAGAUGUGGCCAUGAUAGAUUAGUGCGGACGUUGCGAAAGUUGC
This is a messenger RNA of Punctularia strigosozonata HHB-11173 SS5, 3528 nucleotides long. RefSeq lists its product as uncharacterized. The coding region runs from base 89 to 2248 and encodes 719 amino acids. The transcript has 12 exons. NCBI's taxonomy places the organism in Eukaryota, Fungi, Basidiomycota, Agaricomycetes, Corticiales, Punctulariaceae. The record is from RefSeq and is a predicted model, not a curated record. Gene Ontology annotation, cellular component: Golgi apparatus.